AUGACUAGCACGGAUCACCAUCCUGUGGCGGGCCCCCUCCGGCCGCCGCACAGAACGUCCUACUCUGCCGGGAAGUCCGUUACGAACGCGCUUUUCGGCAACCAAGUUGACGAUGAUUCGCCGGGAGCCCUGUCCAGCGUGUACGCGGCGCGUCGAACCCUUUCGCAAGACACGUCAGCGUCGCUGCUUUGCUCUGUAGAUGCCGCCGGCAUAAAGCAGUUCGAGAACGUGGAGCGAGCCUCUGUUCCCGCAGUCCCCGCCAAGACUGUAAAUCUCUCUGCGACCGACUUACUGCUGCUCCUCAGCCCUAGUGUCGCCAAUAACGCAAACCUCCACGCAUCCACGAACAACCCGUACGGUUGUCGCGAGUGCUCGGGAAAGUUCCCCUCGUUAAACGCACUGAACGAGCAUUAUCAGGAAGAGCAUCAAAAGGAGACCCACCUUUCUAAUUCCAACUCCCCUCUUAUCCAUGGCGCCGGAGCGCUUACGCCAACUAGCGGGUUCUCAGACCGUCCGGAUUCGGGAUCCCCGGCGAUAGAGUCUUCGGUAUCGAACAGCGGGCGCACGAAUCGCGGCAAUGGACGGCGCGUUCUCAGCGGUCCGCUCGAGGCGCCGCGACGACGCACGGGACGGCGCGUCGUGAGUGGACCGUUGGAGCCGCGGAGAGUCACCGCGCGGAAGACUAGCGGUCAAGCGAGUCCGAUGAGUCAAACAAGUCAAGGCACGGGAGAAGACGAGGCGUCGCCACCCGCGGACUGGUCUUGCGGAACGCCGAACGGGCGGAAGCGCACGCGGAUUCCGUCAGAACCGAUUCAGGAGUCCGCAAUGAGCGGCGAGAGCUCCGAGACGAAAGAAACUGAAUGCUUCGCUGGUCCCGCGUCUUCCGCGGGUGGCGCCUCGCAAGAUCUUAGCUCGUCUUCCGCCGCCGCGACUGCUGCGACUGCUGCGACCGCUGCGACCGCUGCGACCACUAGCAAUAGGCGGCAAACGAAGGGGACCGCCGCCGCAGCCGCUUCUACCACCCCCGAGCGUUCCCCCCCUUCCGCCUCAGCCACGGAAGCGCGGCACGUUGCACGAAGCAGCCAUUCGGAUCAGCAGCAGCUCGUGACGCUCUUUCAAGCGCUCACGCCGGGCGGGGAAGCUCCGCGCGGAGAGCACGGCGGAGGAGCGGCGGUCGCGCGGCACACGACGACUGUGGCGCAGCCGGGUUCAGCCGCGGGCGCUAGAAUUAUCGCCGUUCCCCCGCGUCACCCGCAGCCGCACUCGGGUCGAAAGAACGUGGGUGGCGCGGAUCGAAGCGGGGCUGGCGGAACGAAAGCGGCUGCAGCGGCGGGUAGCACGGCGGGCCGUGUGGGUUCUGGGGGCUCGGGUGGAUCUGGCUUGGGAGGGGGUAGCUCCCCGGAUGCGGUCGCGCGGAGACGUCAGGGUGAAGCGGGUCCGGCGCUGGCGGAUAGACCCGCGCCACUGGAGGGCCCUGCGGACGUACCCUCGGAAGCACUAGCUGCGGCCGUUACUGCCGCGAUCGUUCCCGCAGAAGGUGCUCUGCCCAAGGGAAGCUUUGCCUCGGGAACGUCAGGCGGAGCACGCAACUCUCUAGGCGCGUGGUGGAGCUCGCCGGCGUUGUUUCGACCGUCCCGUGCGGCGCGUUCGCGCUCCUCCUUUACUCCUUCCUACGCCUCGCUUCCCGGUCGCGCGUUCUUCUCCGCCGUUUCUGCCGUACAUGGUGCCGCAUUUCCCGGCUUGUGUGGAGAUAAGUGGCUGUAUGCUCCCCUUGCUGCCAGAUGUGCUGCCGAAGGGGCAAUUGCAGUUGUUAUUCAAUACACCCUCUUCCCGGAGCUCCUGGCAGCGGGGCAGCAGGAGGAGGCAAGUGCGGCCCUCUCAUGGGUGUAUGACAACAUCCAUGCUUAUGCUGGCGACCCUGCUCGUGUCUGCCUGUGCGGCCACUCCUCUGGUGCGCCUCCUCUGUUCUACUUUUAUUUCUGA
This is a messenger RNA of Closterium sp. Yama58-4, 1983 nucleotides long. Lineage: Eukaryota; Viridiplantae; Streptophyta; Zygnematophyceae; Desmidiales; Closteriaceae. The record is from the annotation of a GenBank genome assembly.